This is a messenger RNA of Rhopilema esculentum, 6978 nucleotides long. RefSeq lists its product as uncharacterized. The record is from RefSeq and is a predicted model, not a curated record. NCBI's taxonomy places the organism in Eukaryota, Metazoa, Cnidaria, Scyphozoa, Rhizostomeae, Rhizostomatidae.
CUAUAACAAUAUCUAAGAAUAGAAAGCGGAAGUUCAUUUCCCCAACAAGCUGAUCGGUAAACGUCAUAUAUUCUUUAUGGGAUCAAUUUCGCGGAAAAAUGGAUUUUAGCUUGGGCAGGCCACCACCACAUCUUGAAGGGGAGUUUAAAAUUCAGAUAUACACCAAAGGUGCAAAGAAGCAAGGCUGGAAACAGAGAUACAUUAGGGUUAUUCAGGACACCUUAUCCAUAUUUGAAAGUGAAGAAAAAUUUAAGAAGGACUUGGCCAGUUUACUCUCAAUCAAACUCACAGAGGCCAAUAUACUUGAUACCGUUGCUGAUCAUGCACCUCGGGGAUUUUCUGUAAACUGGGCAGUUAACAUCGUUUCUGUUGAUAAGACCAUCACAUUUCUAGCCAAGAACGCCGAAGAACACGCUCAUUGGCUUGACGGCCUACAGUACGUCAAACGUUUUUGGACAGAUCGAGCCAGCGUCGUAGGAUCGAAUAACCAGGCAGCCAUGGGUGAGAACCGGAAUCUUAUUAAGAGUGAAUUUUGCGCACUUAUAACAGACAUUCACGGGGACACAAGGGAGAUAAGGCUUGCCAAAGCUGCUACAUAUAAAGAUGUUUAUCGUGCAAUGCAUCCUAAGGGUGGCAUUCUGGGGGAAAGGGCCGCAUACCUUUGGGCUGUCAAUAAAGAUGGUACUGAUUCGAUGGUUAGAAAACUGGCGCCAAUUCAUGUAUUUGUUGAAGAUGGCUGCCAGUUGUUCAUGAUUGAGAAGUUUUACAAGGUCCUCGUGAUUUUCCUUGACGACGGUGAUUUCAUCGCAACCCCAGCCCUACCCAGCAUAACAGUAUCUGAGGUUGCAAAAUUACCAAGAGUUGUGGAAAAACUACAGAAUUUGGAAAAAGGAAAGUUUGUUUUAGUGAAGAAAUUCUUAGAUUCAGGAUUGGAAAUAAAACUAUCUGACGCUGACAAACCACUGGAGAUAUUUUACGAGCUGGAAAACGGUAUUUGGCGCAGGAAGGUAGAUGUCAAAGCAAAGCUGAUUGGUAGGGUUAAAUUUGAUGACGACAGUGAUGACGAGGAGGUUUGUGAUGGUGCCAAAGAUAAGGAAAGAAUCAUGCCUAUUCCAAACUCGAACGCCCCGGAUCUGAAUCCGGUUUACCGGACACCAAGCCAAAGCGGAGAAUCCCGAAUAAGAUCGAUAUUGCAAAGCAGGGUGAGUAUGAAGAUUAGCCUCGGUAGCAGAAAGCGUGAUGUAACACCCAGUUCCGAGGCUGGGAAACCGAAGGAACAGCAAUUCGAGGCUCCACCAGAUGAACAGCUGAACACCGGUUUCGUUUUCAAUGAUGUUUCUUCUGUCUCAAAUAAUAUUGAUAGCCUGGGAAAUACUACCGGGAAAAUACCUUGUGCAGAAGGAAGUCCUAUUUUUGUAGAGAAUUCCCAGUUGAAUGGGGAAGAACCCUCGAGAGACAGAUUCAGCUCCCAUGACGAUGCACCAUUGCAACCCCAUGUGAUUAGCAACGAAGACGGUGCCAAUCAAGUUGAAAAGGCAGAAUUUGCCAAUAAAGAAAUGACACAAUCUAUUGCUGUUAGUUCCGAGAAGGAACAUGCAAUAUUGGUUCCACAAAACAUUACGUCAUAUGAGGAAAUUGAACGAGAAGAUUCCAAUGAAAGCGAAGGUAAUCCCCCGAAACCGCUCCUUGAACAUGUGAUCCGCUUGUCAGAAAAAAGACCUAUCACUGAAAACAACAUUGUCUGUGAUCAGCGCCAGAAAAGUUCUAGCCUGGGAAAUACUGUUGAUUCGUUGAAAAUAAUCGAUGUGUUACCUGAGAUAAACUUGUCUGCCACGAGUAAAGGUGGCUAUAGCGAAAAUGAGCAUCUUUCUGUUUCGAAAGACGAUGAAAAUGAUCUUUUUGAUAAAAAUGAUACUGUAUUGAAACCUAUCCAAAGCGGGGAUUCCGCGGGUCACGUGGAUGAGCUGAAGUCAUGUGUCAAUGGGGAUUCUAUGAAUUUUGAAACUGAAACAGACGUGAGUCAAGACAAGGGAUUAGCUAACGACAUAGACGGAAACGAGUCGGAUAACCAAGUUGCUUUUGCAGGUGAUCCGGAAGAUGAUGGCGAACUCGAGAAGUAUUUAAACGAAGGUGAGGAUUUUGAUUCUGAAGGGACUAGACGACUUAAAGACGCGGAUAGCUUAGUUGCUUGCCAGCAAAGUGAUUCUGCCGAAUCGGGUGGUGAUAGCAGGAACUUAGAGGAGGGCAACGAAGAAAAAUUUAAGAAUUUGAUCCAGAGAGGAAUAAGCGAAGAGCUUCAAGACUAUUUGGAUAAUGACAAAGAUGGCGGGCCUAAUGUAUUAGAUCUCAUUGCAGAAGCCUCUGGUCCAUCUGAACUGGAACUUAUUCCGGUUGCAGGCCAUCCGGUCGGAAUGAUACUGCCUACAGGCGAUAAUCCGCCGUUAAUGACGACAUUAAAUGCAUCAGAGGAGAAGGAUCUUGAUGGUGAUUAUGACAGUGACAGUAGUGAGAGUGUUUCGAGUAUCGAAGGCUUUAUGGAUUCUGUGAAUGGUAAGUUUCCGGAUAAAGAGCAAGAAAAAGACUUGCAAGAUGGGGUAACACAUCGGAAAGAAAGUGCUACUGAGGAAGAAGUUCCGGACGCGUCAAAUUCGAUACCGGAAGCAAAGGAUGCUGCAACAACCUUGCUGUCGCAAGGGACCAAACAAGAUGAUAAUACCACCAACAAACAUGAUUCGGCCGUGGAAAAUCAACAACCGGACGCAGAAGUUUUUGCUAUUUCUUUGCAGUUACAAGGGAGAAAACAAGAUGAUAGUACAACCGAUGAACAUGAUCCGGCUGCGGAAAAUUCAUUACCAGACACAGAAGAAUUUGACGAGAGAAGAAAAAGGAAAUAUGUUUUGAAGGAGGGAGGACUCAUGAAGGAUACAUAUUUGGCGAGGCGACAACGUUUGCAGAAGGAACGUGAAGCCAAGGCAAAAGCCCUUGAGGAGGAGGCUGCUGCUAAAAAAGCUGCUGAUGAUGCGAAGGUAGCUGUGACUGAGGAAAAUGUCACUGCGCAGGAGCCCCGUUUUGAACAAACUCUUAUUGAGAAUGGCACUGCAGAGAACAGAGGAAUAUUAAUUGAUAAACCGGUUUCUGAGCAGGAGAAUACCGAUAUUGGUCAUAACGAAUUGCGAUCCGCCUCACCACAGCCAACUGUCGAUUGCAGUUCAUGUGAUUUGUGUGAAAGAAAGCCAUUUCAAGUUGUGACGUAUAAACAGAUGGAACUUGUGCUUCGGAACUGUACCGGUGUGGGACAACAGAAUGCAGAAAGCAAUUACGACUAUAUUUGCCUAACAGGCGUCCAUCUUGUCAAUGCUCAAGGGACCUGGGAUCUAGCUGACGACACAGAUUGCCACAGCGAAUCAGAGUUGACAGACAGUUUAGAUGCAAUGAGGAACAUCACAAACCCAAACGAUGACAACAUGAUUGCUAAGAAAAUUGUCAAGGGGAAGAAAGUCGAUCUGAACGGAGGAAUUUGUUGCCAUUGGAUACCAAAAAGUGGUUGUAGAUUGGGGAAAUGGCGUGUCACUAAGUUUAAGGAAGAAUCACUAGCGAUGCCUCGUAAUGAUAAAGACUGGAAUCUGAGGCCAAUCCCAAGUCCCUGUUUUGGGUCUAAUCCGGCAGAGGCUGGCACUGCACAGGCGCACGUAAAAGAGGAACCGUUAAGUAAAAGAGUUAACGAGAUGACGGGUACGAUUUCAAGGAAGGUUUCCAAGGUAACGACAAAAGUUAACGGUAUUUUGUCCAAUGUUUUGUCGCCUGAUGACGAGGAUGCAUACAUACCGCUUGAGGUAAUAAGAAUUCGUGAACAGUUUAUUGGCCCUUUACAUGAAGUCGUUAACCGAGUUCGUUCACAAUUCAUUGAUAUUCCGCAACACCGUUACCGGAAAAUCGGCGACGAUUCAAUAAACACAGCGUUAGGAUGGCUGGUGCGGCGGGAGUUUUACAACGCAUUUUCAAAGUUGCUGUUGAUUGGAAGAAAAGAAGACUCGACCGUUGCGCGGUUUAUUUUGGGGCGUACGACUUCCUAUAAUAUGUGGUCCCUUGCAAAGGAUAUCGCACUGGCGUGUGCGGAAGAACCCGUUUUAUUUGAGAUCGUAAACAUCAUCGAGAACUCACCGUUUCUGUUCGAUGACGAUUUACGCGCGCGGAAUUUCAUUUGCGAGGCUCUUAAUUGGCAAAGCGAGGCUAAGAGUGAAAAGUUAUUGGUGACGUGGUUUAGGACCUUCGUUCGGGAAAGAGGAAUUAUAAGCAAGUUUUUUACGGAAAAAUCGCUGUGGAGGCGUCACGAAAAGGAGUUGGAGAUUCUUGUGAGAGAUGUAAUCAACGUGCUCAGUUUAUUGAAUGAGUACCAGUUCAACUUGCAUGCGGAUUUUGAGCACAAGGAGCUAACAAAGAGGUUUGAAAACCAGUCAGUAGAUUUGAUACUGCAAAGGCAAUCAAAGGAUGUUGACUUAGAUGUCAUGGUAUUCGAGUAGGUGCUGUUCUUGUGAGUGUAUCGUCUACAGGGUACCGCCUUCAGGUAAAAACCCGUUACUUGAUCUGACGAAUCGAUGAAAUCUUAGGCACUGAAGAACAUUGCUCGCAAUAGAUUUAAAUUGAUCGCAAAACUGUACUCAACAGCUUGAUAUCUUUUAAUAUAUAUCAGUAAUAUAUUUUCGUUUUGGUAAGUGAUAAUCUUUCUUAGAAGAAUAAAUCUCAUCAAUUUUAUUCUUUGGUCAAUUUCAUCUUCCAGAAGCUGGUGGAGGCUUGUAAAACCAAAUUUACUGUUCGUAGUAUAGAUCUACUCUGAUGUCGAGAAUAAAGUCCCACCCCUCCUCCCCCACCCUUUUAUGUUUUCAGUACUUUCGAAACCCCUGAUUUCGAAACCCAUACCUAAUUUCGAAGCUUGUAUUCUUGGCUGCAAAUUAACUUACAAAUACUUUGACUACUUCAAUAAACUGUAGCAUUCGAAAUUUCCGUUUCCCAAACGAUGCAAAGAAAGCGGCAGUUUGCCCACUAGAUAAAGGGGAAUCAAAUCGUACAUUAGAAAGAAAUUUCAGCCCAGUUAGUGUUCUCAAUACCUUUUCAAAGAUAUAUGAAAAAGUCUUAAACAAUCAAUUGGUUCAACAUUUAGAUUACACGCUUUCAGUCUUCAUUGCUGCGUAUCGACAAACGUAUGGAACCCAACAUGUUUUGAUACGUUUGAUAGAAGACUGGAAGACUAGCCUUGACAAUGACUAUCUCGUUGGUGCAGUCUUAAUGGGUCUUUCGAAAGCUUUCGUUUGUAUCCCACAUGAUUUGCUUAUUGCCAACAGUGUGUUGGGAUAAACAAUUCAUACAGCUCUUUUCAAGAGGUUAGGUCUGGUGUACUCCAGGGCUCUGUGCUAGGACCAGUCCUGUUCAAUUUUUACAUAAAUCACCUAUUUCUAUUCAUAAAACAAGCAACGAUCUAUAAUUAUGCAGACGACAAUACACUUGCUUAUUUUUUUAAAAACAUGCGCGAUCUUGUUAAUACUUUGCAAAAAGAAACGGGAAUCGCCUUAUCAUGGUUAAAACAAAAUGAAAUGAUUGCAAACCCUGAAAAAUUUCAUGCUUUAAUUCUUAGGAAAAACAAGCUAAUACUAGUGGAGAACAAAAAAUCAUUAAUGGUAAAAAAUUUAAGUCUGAGGAUACAGUGGAGCUUUUAGGAGUUUUGUUGGAUUACAAACUUGAUUUCCAUUCACAUAUUUCGAAUCUUUGCAAAAAAGCUGCAACACAAUUGAUUGUUCUUAAAAGAUAAAAGACGUUUGUUGGUUUCCACGAGAAAAAUAUUCUUGUUCAGAGCUUUGUAUAUUCCAAUUUCAGUUAUUGUACCUUGGUCUGGUAUUUUUCAUCGUCGAAAUCAUUACAGGAAAUUGAACAGAUACAAGAAUGCGCCCUUUGAUUUCUCUAUAAUGGUGAUACAAGUUCGUAUAACGAUCUGUUUCUGAAGUCAGAGAGAUGCACGAUGCUCGUUGCCCGUUAAAAAAUUAUGUGCAUUUAAAUAUUCAAAACAGUAAAACAGCUAAACCCACCUUUUAUGCAGAGUAUUUUUGAAUUACGUUCGUCAAAUUAUUCAUUAAGAAAACCGAAUAACUCAUGUUAGACCUAAUCAAACAACAUUUUGAUCCAAAAGUCUUAUAUCAAUACAGAUUUGGAAUGGCCUACCCGACGAGUUGAAAUCCGCAGAAAAUUUUAAAAGUUUUAAGAAUCUAAUAAAACAAUGGGACAGACCGAUUUGCAAAUGUAAGCCUGUCAGCUUUUGUCAGUAAUUGCAAGUUAAUCUUUAACUUAGUAUCUAUAAUUACUUUAAUGUAUUAAUUGGUAGCUAUGUUCGAUUUUGAUUAGUUAACAUUGUAUACUUAUGUAUAUAUUGUUAGCUAUCGUUUUAUAUCUAAUUAAAAUAAAUUUACAACAACAACAACCCUUGUCUGUCUGCUUCCUCCCCAUCUCGGCAUCGAUAUUUCUAACUGACCCCUUCCUCCCCCUCUCUCUCUCUCUCUCUCUCUCUCUCUCUCUCUCUCUCUCUCUCACUCUCUCUCUCUCGCUCUUGCUCUCGCUCUCACUCUCGCUCUUGCUCUCGCUCUCUCUCCACCUCAAUUUCCACCUCAAUUUCCACCUCAAUUUCCACCUCAAUUUCCACCUCAAUUUCCACCUCAAUUUCCACCUCAAUUUCCACCUCAAUUUCCACCUCAAUUUCCACCUCCCCUCCUUCUCUCGACACCCCUCCUUUCCUUCCCACCUCACUCCAUUGCCUUCCCACCUCAUUCAUUUUCUUCCCUCUAUAGUUAAGCUUAUAUAUCGCGAACAAAUGUCAAUAUCCGUAACUUUGACUGCAGGGGUAAAAUUUAUGGAGCUUCAGUGAAACCCCGAUAAUAUAAGACUUCCACGAACAAUGAAAAUGCUUUACCUAAAUUUUAGUUCAAUUUUACGUAU